AUGCUUGGUUUCAUAAAAAGAAUUUCAUCUGAGUUCAAUAUGUGUAGUUCUUUAAAAGCGCUUUAUUGUGCAUUUGUACGAUCCCACCUUGAAUAUGGUGUAGUGAUCUGGGACCCCCAGAAUUUACGUGACUCUUGCCAAAUCGAGCGUGUUCAGCGUAAAUUCCUAAAAUACGCUUCUUUUGUACUGCGUAUUGACUGCCUUCCACACGAUUAUACGCCAGUUCUAGAGAAAUUAAAUUUGGAGACGUUGAGCACUAGAAAAACAAAGGCUAACUUGGUUUUCUUGUCGAAACUCUUGAGUGGGGAAGUUGACGCUCCAGAUAUGUUAGGGAGGAUUAAUUUUAAUGUUCCCGGUGCUAAUUUUUGCAACUUUCCUCCAUUCCGGGUCCCGUUCUGUGCGACAAAUUAUUUAUAUAAUGAACCCAUUUUGCGUAUGAUGACAUUAGCUAAUGGAUCCAAUUAUAUCUAA
Acyrthosiphon pisum (pea aphid) is the source of this 471-nucleotide messenger RNA. RefSeq lists its product as uncharacterized. NCBI's taxonomy places the organism in Eukaryota, Metazoa, Arthropoda, Insecta, Hemiptera, Aphididae. Bases 1 to 471 code for a protein of 156 amino acids. The transcript has a single exon. The record is from RefSeq and is a predicted model, not a curated record.